ACCCUAUAUUAUUAUUUAUUAUGAUGGUUCAUCAAUUUAAAUGAUUUCCAUUAAUUUUGUUCCUCUUAUAGUCUUAUAUUUUUAUUUUUUUUGCUGAGAAUUUGGUUUUCUCCUUACAAUUGCGUUUACAAUCGUUGCUAAAAUUGCACCACUGACCACUGUCUUUCGAGUUUUGAGGUGGGUCAUCAGCUAUUCUUACAAAUUGAUCUUAAUUGGGGUCUUUCAUUGCUAAUGCAUCUUAGUUGCUCGACGAAAUGCCUCAGAGAAGGUUUUGUAGUGCUGUGAGGUUUAUCAAAGUGAGGAUAGAUAGUGGGUCUUGAGAUAUCAGGCUGUUGUACAUUGUUGGUAAAGAUGUCUGUUUCGGGUUUAGCUGGUAGUCUUUCGGGUUAUUGUAUUCACUUGCCUGCUCGAUCGUCGAGGGCGUUAGAUGGCCGAAUUCAUGGCUUUCCUCAGAUUAGAAUAUCUGGGAGGUUUCUUCAACUUGGAGGAAAUUGCUUAGCUCAACCUAAGAACAGAUUAUGUCGACCUCAAACACACUUGAUUAGAUGUGCUAUGGAUGCUUCUUUUGGUGAUGCUAUGAAUAACCAAUCUGGUAAUGCUAUGAAUAACCAAUCUGAUGUCUUUCCAAGAAUCAAUAUCAAGGACCCAUACAAACGACUUGGUAUAAGCCCUGAGGCCUCUGAGGAAGAAAUUCAAGCAGCAAGGAACUUUCUAAUACAAAGAUACGCUGGCCACAAACCAAGUGCAGAUGCAAUUGAAGCAGCUCAUGACAAAAUAAUCAUGCAGAAGUUCUAUGAAAGAAAGAGGCCAAAGCUCCAAAUAAAGAAAAAGGUGAGGGAUGUGACACAGUCCCGUUAUGUACAGGCAGUGAUGAACAGGUUUCGGACUCCGUCAGACAGCAAAUUCAUUGUGAUAACAUCUGUUGCGUUCCUGUUGCUUGGAGCCCUAACUGUCCUCUUCCCUACUGAAGAAGGUCCUACUCUUCAGGUCGCCAUUUCUCUUGUGACUACCAUAUAUUUCAUUCACAGCAGGCUGAAAAGCAAUAUUCGAUCUUUUCUUUAUGGGGCUGGAGCUUUUAUUCUAUCUUGGCUCUUGGGUACCUUUCUGAUGGUAUCAGUCAUUCCGCCUAUACUAAAAGGACCGACAAGUUUGGAAGUGACUACUUCUUUGAUAACUUAUGUGCUUCUCUGGGUUGCUUCUACAUAUCUAAAAUAGCAUUUCAGAGCUGUCCGAAUGUUGCAGUCCGCAAAUGGUUUGUGAGUUUUCAGUGACCUGAUUUUUUUCAUUAGGUUCGUUAUACAGGAGGGAGCAUCAAAAUUCUAGUAGAUCUAAGGAAGUUGGAGAGAUUUAUUCAUGAAAGAGUUUCUUAUUCUAUUGAAAGUAUGGAAUGUUGAUUAGGAUGGAACUUCUAAUCCUUAAAUCUUAUAAGAGGGAUAGCAAAAAGUUUUGGCCAUUGUAUGUGGUCUGCACGCUAUAUUUCCUUUGGUUUUUUUUGACAUGGAGUCCGCAAGGGCACAACAUAUGCAGCCGUUAUCAUAUGAACUGACUGAUGUGAACCAAUUAUAAUUUACGACUCGCGAUGCUCGUGCAACUCCUGAGAUUUGGGAUGUUGUAGUCCCUACACCAGAUCUUACUGUUCACAGAGCCUACAAAUGUAAUGCAUUGGCCUGUACAAUUUGCAAAUACUUGCAUUUCCAUUCUCUAAUUUUUUGUGGUAGAUUUCUUUUCUGUCUCUUUUUAGUUUCUUCA
This is a messenger RNA of Beta vulgaris subsp. vulgaris (sugar beet), 1749 nucleotides long. RefSeq lists its product as hypothetical. NCBI's taxonomy places the organism in Eukaryota, Viridiplantae, Streptophyta, Magnoliopsida, Caryophyllales, Amaranthaceae. Gene Ontology annotation, cellular component: chloroplast membrane. The transcript is spliced from 5 exons. The coding region runs from base 352 to 1215 and encodes 287 amino acids. The record is from RefSeq and is a predicted model, not a curated record.